UUGAACCAACCGGACCGGUGUUCUGGGUGUUCUUCUCCUUUUUGCCCGCAACGCAGCCCGCAGCCGUUGUUCUGUGUUUCCCGGGCGUCUGUGUGUGUGUGUGUCGCGCGCGUAGCAGACGUUCUGUGAAGACGCCCACUAGCGGGGUAUUAGCGCACCCGUUAGAGCGUUCCACCAGGCCGAAGAAAGGCGUCCUUUCCACCAAGUGGACCAAGUGUGAGUCUGCGCGCCCGCGCGCGCACCUGUGUGUAUGUGUGUGUGUGUGUGUGUGUUGAUCGUCUUAGUGAUUGAUCGUUUGAUUGAUCUUCUCCAAAUAUACCUAGCAGCCGAGGAGUCCAAAGUGUCUAUCCAGCUGUGAGGUGUGUGUGUGUGUGUGCGAGCACGCCCUGAAGGUAGAUUUAUUUGUAAAGUGUUUGUUUGCCUGGACCAUCAACAAACCGUUCUACAACUUGAUCUACAAUCAAACCACUCCGCACAGCAGCAGUAGCAGCAGCAGCAGCAGAAGAGUAUAGACCAACAGGGGUGCUAGACGUCAGUUGCGCGCGGUGAUCGGCUGCACAGUGUGUGUGUGUGUGUGUGUUUUCAUCGCCCAUCAACACGCCCGCCGGCUGAAGCAAGGAACCGGGAACCAUCAUGGCGCGGCGUGAUUCCGGGCUCGACUACAUGAUGAAGCUCGGUUACACCGUGGUGCUGGUGACGGUCGGGCUGAUGGUCUGGGCGUCGAUGGCCCGGGCCCGUGAGCUCGAUGCCCCGUCCGGCCACCCACCGUGUGCGUUCAACGCGCUCUGUUCCUGCUCGAAGAGUGCCCCGGAUCUCGGUAUCGUCCGCUGCCACGAUGUCCUCUUUCCGGCCGUCCCCAAGAUGAUCAACACCUCCAAGCUCUACUCGCUGACGAUGGAUGGGACCGGGCUGCGGGUGCUGGAACCGCACUUCCUCCAAGCGACCGGCCUGUACCGGCUCGCCCUCAUCGGCAACCCACUGACGGACGUACCGGACGAGGCGUUCUACGGCCUGGAGCGUUCCCUCUGGGAGCUCGCCCUCGAGCACAACCGGCUGAUCGAGGUACCGUCCCGGGCGAUCCGGAACCUCCGCAAGCUUCGUCUCCUUAGCCUGCGCGGUAACGAUCUGACCACCAUCGAACCGGACGCUUUCCGCGGUAUCGAGACCUCCCUGCAGACGCUCGUCCUAGCGGAGAACGGGAUCGCCCAGCUAGCGCCCGGCUCACUGGCCGGCCUACCGGCCCUCGAAACGCUCGACCUGUCCGGCAACGGGUUGCUGCAGCUCGAUCCGGCCGCACUGCGCGACGGUCUCGGACGGCUCGCGCGUCUCAUUCUCGCCGACAACCUACUGCAGUACGUACCGUACGAUGCGCUGGCCGGCCUCGAACGGCUCCGAACGCUCUCGCUUGCCCGAAAUCGGCUGCAGACGCUGGGACCGGAUCCGGAUACCGGUGCCGGCGCCGGCGCCAACGCCUUAGGCCGUCGCCUCACACUCGAUACGCUCGACCUGGGGCAGAACGAGAUCCGGGCGUUGGCCGGCACCUCGUUCGGUUACUUCGAUACCGCCAACGUGACGCUGCUCGAUGGUAAUCCGCUGCACACGAUCGACGACAAUGCAUUUCGGUCGGCAAAAAUUCGCGAACUGUACGUACGGCACUGUGACCUCGGCUAUCUCGAGCCGGAAGCGUUCGCUGGGCUCGAGGGGUAUCUGCAGGUGCUCGACCUAUCCGGUAACAAUCUGACCGAGCUGCCCGACGAGCUGUUCCGUGGUUUCGACAGUUUAAGGCAUCUCAACGUGAAGGACAACGUGCUGCGUCCGGUGGACGGUGGCCACCGCAAUGCAUCACCAUUCGCCGGGCUGCACCUAUACCAGCUCGAUAUGGUCGGGCAACGGAACAAACCAACAGUACUAACGGAGCUCGGUACGAUGCAAAAUCUCCGGUCGCUUGCCCUGUCGGCGGUACCGUCGACCUCGCUCGCACCGGAACACCUGGCCGCCCUCGGUCCGGAGCUGGAGGAGCUACGGUUGAACCGGGCCGCCCUCAAAUCGAUCAAAAGCCGCGCGUUCACGCACGUCCGUAGCCUGAAGCGGCUCGAUCUGAGCGAAAACCGGAUCGAUGCGUUCGAGCCGGAUGCGUUCGCGGACGUUGGCCACUCGCUGGUGGCACUCCGGGCAUCGCACGGUCUCGGUGGUCAGCUGACGGCGUUCCCGGCCGAAGCCUUCCGCCGACUGACCGCUCUCGAGGCGCUCGAUCUUAGCAACAACCGGUUGAAGGUGCUCACCGACGGUAGUCUGCAUUUGCUGCGCAAUCUCGUCAGCCUCGAGCUGCACGACAACCAGCUCGAGACGCUCGCGAAGGGUACGUUCCAGGCGGAUCUGCAUACCCGGCUGGCGACGGUUUCGCUGCGCUACAACUCGAUCCGCUCGAUUGCCACGCACACGUUCGUCGAGCUGCCCGCACUGACCGCCCUGUUCCUCGAUGACAAUCGGCUCGAGACGAUCGAGCGGCGGGCGUUUAUGAAUCUCGAUCGGCUGAAGCUGCUCAAUCUGCGGGGGAACCGGCUAACCCGGAUUGCCGAUGAAGCGUUUCAGAAUCUUCCAGAGCUGGAGAAGCUCGAUCUCGCCUACAACGAACUCAGCUCGUUCGAUUUCGACUUCUUCGAUCAGAUCGGUUCCCUAACCACGCUCGAGGUGGACGUGAGCCACAACCGGAUCCGGGCGCUCGGUGACUCACCGGACAAUGCGACCGACCAGCAGCAACAGCAGCAGCCCCAUCAGCAGCAGCAACAACUGCUGGCCCUGCAACAGCAGCAACCGCUGCAACCGCUGCAACCCCUGAAGCAGCACCCGCAGCCGCAGUCGCAGCAACAGCAGCAACAACAGCAGCAACACCCCGUGGUACACUCCAACAUUCGUUCGCUCGAUUUCUCGCACAACAACAUCAGCCGGGUGGUGGGAGGGUUUUUCCGCCCAGCCGAACAAUCGCUGAUGCGGCUCGAGCUGCAGCACAACCGGCUGGUGGUGGUGACGCGCGACCUACUCGGUACCAUGCCGCACCUACACUGGCUCGAUCUGUCCUUUAACCGGCUCACCGAGGUCGAGUACGAUGCGCUGCGCAGUCUGCGCAAGCUCCAGGUACUGCGGUUGUCCGGGAAUGCGCUGACCGAGCUACCGGCCGAUCUGUUCCGUGGUGUGCACGGUUUGCGGGUGCUCGAGCUGGCCCACAACACGCUCAAGUAUCUACCGGACGGGCUGGUGCAGAGCGAGGGUCUCGAGCGGCUCGAUGUGUCGCACAACCAGCUAACGAAGAUACCGGUGACGGCAAUCUCGAACCUAGCGGCGAUGGCACUGUGCGAGCUCGACCUCAGCCACAACCACAUCGGUGCGAUCCACAGUGUCGAUCUGAACAACAAGUUCCGUUCGCUGGCCUGGCUCGAUCUGUCCCACAACCGGUUGGUGCGGCUGGAGGAUGCCGCAUUUGCGACGCUACCCCGGCUCGCCACCCUCGAUCUGUCCCACAACGGUGAGCUGGAGGUGAUGGGCCGUGCGUUUAUCGGGCUCGAGGGUAGCCUGAUCGAGCUGCGGUUGGCGAAUGUUUCGCUCGGCGCCGUACCGGAGCUCGCCAGCCCGUCCCUGCGUACGCUGCAGAUCUCGCACAACGAGCUGCCUUCGAUACCGCCGGAGCUGGCCGCCAAUCUCAGUGCGCUCCGGUCGCUCGAUCUGUCCGAGAACGAUCUGACCAAUGUGCCGCUGAUCACGCACUCGCUGCCCAACUUGCGGAACCUGUAUCUGGCCGGCAACCCGAUUACGACGCUCACCAACACGAGCCUGCUAGGGGCGGCCGACACGCUCACGACGCUCGACAUCGCUAACCUGCAGCUGCAGUUCAUCGAGACGGGCGUCCUCAAUAAGCUGCACCAUCUGCGGUCCCUCCGGCUAUCGACGUACCCGGCGCUGGCGUCCUUCAACAUACCUCGCAUCCUCGAGAAUGCAAACAAUUUGCGCGAGCUGUGGAUCGAGGCACCGAAGUCGCACGCGUCGUCCUCCGUGUCGUCCGGGGUCGGUGCGAAGGGUAUGGACGGUGAGCUACCGAGGAAGCUGCGCACGAUCACGAUCGGUGGUACCGGGUUCAGCCGCCUCUCCGAUACGGUGCUGCGGGGUGUCCAGGCGGCAGCCCUGCAUUUCCGCCUCCACAACACCUCGAUCGUCGCGCUACCGGCUAACCUGUUCCGCAACAUCGGUCGCCCGGUACGGAACGUCUCGGUUACGAUCGACAGCGACAACGAUCUGCUGCAGAGCGUCCCGAACCCGAAUACCGCCCAUUACCUCGCGCUGCCCGAGCAUGUCUUUCUUACGGAUCUGCGCCUCGCCGGCAGUGAGCUGAGCUGCGACUGUGAGAUCGGAUGGAUCGAGUUCUGGCAGCGGAAGCGCCGGCAGUACCUCUGCCCGGCCCAACCCUGGACCCUCGAGGGUACCGGCCAGCGGACGAGCUACCUGCUGUACGGACCGGCCACCGGACCGGGGGCCGACUAUCGGGCCGCGGACUGUGAGCGAUCGGCGGACGAUUUGCGGGAGGCACGGUGCAGCAACCGGAACCGGGAGCUGCUGCUGGAGGUGCUGAAGAAGGAGCUCGAGUGUGGGUGGGGUAGUGGGGCGACCCGGCUCGGUCUCGUACCGGCCGUCGCCUUCGUGCUCGUCUUCAUCGUGCUGCUGAUCUGACUCAUGCGCUACCUGUUCCGGAUGUACAGCGAGUUCUACGAUUACCUCGAGCAGCUGUACGGUGAGCGGAGCGUGAUCGGGGCGAACGGUGCGGUCAUCGUCGGGAGCUACCUCGACGACGGCUGCGACUACAGCAGCGAGCUGGACAUCGAGCUGGACGAGCUGUAGCCAGGAGCGAGCUGGAGGAAU
Molecule: messenger RNA, 4908 nt
Organism: Anopheles darlingi
Lineage: Eukaryota; Metazoa; Arthropoda; Insecta; Diptera; Culicidae
Gene: chp
Product: chaoptin
Exons: 9
Coding region: 634-4719 (1361 amino acids)
Cellular component (GO): plasma membrane
Molecular function (GO): protein binding
Source: RefSeq, a predicted model, not a curated record